Messenger RNA from Trypanosoma brucei brucei TREU927, 948 nucleotides. RefSeq lists its product as hypothetical. Bases 1 to 948 code for a protein of 315 amino acids. Lineage: Eukaryota; Euglenozoa; Kinetoplastea; Trypanosomatida; Trypanosomatidae. The record is from RefSeq and is a predicted model, not a curated record. The transcript has a single exon.
AUGAAUGAAGGUUCUAGCAGAGCGCUACAAGGCAUGUAUAGGGAGCACCCUUUGUGUUGUGCGGCAUUUGCAGCUGCUGCGUGUGGUUAUGCCAUGUAUCGUUGCACAAAACUCCUUCAGGCACUUAGGAAGCGUGUGAUGACGCAAGUGAUGCUUAAUAGUCUUGAGCACGGCAUUGUACAUUUGUUCAUUCAUCCCCGCUGGCCACACGGCCCUAAUUGUUUCUUGCAUUGCUUUAAGGUGGAAACCUUUCUUCGACUGGCGAAGAUUUCAUACAUUGUGCACUUCAUCGACGACCCCACUGUAUCUCCUAACGGGAAGUUGCCAUUCAUCUUGUACGAUGGUGUAGCAGUGGGUGAUAGUGAAGUUAUCAUUCAUUACUUGAUGAACGAGUUUGAUGUAGAUUUGGAUAAUCAACUAUCCGCUGAAUCCCAUGCUGUUGGUCGCGUCGUUACAAGGAUGGUUGAAACAUCACUCAACUAUGGUUUACAGCGAGUAGUGUUGAUUGAUCACCCCGAGUUAUUGGAAGGUGUGUUAGAGGAGGAAUUCACACGGGAUGAGGAGUCCACCCACAAAAAAGUGGAAGGCAUGCGGCGCACGCUUGUGGAGGUUCUUGAGACCACUGGAGAUUACCGACUGCCGCCGCUGGAGUACACACGCCAAUUUCUUCAAGAGGUGAAGUGUUUGGAUGUGCUUCUGCAGAAGAGUGCGUUUUUACUUGGAGACACUCCUACAAGUUAUGACGCUGUGGUGUAUGCGUGGUUGCAUGUGGCGAAGACAUUAAUGGAAGGACAUGAGGAACUCAUCCCGGCUUUAGCUGUAAGUGAACCGUUUGCCAGUUACGUAGCCCGCAUGACGAGUGCAGCUUUUCCAGAUAUGAAGUCCAUCAGCGGAUGCAAUCAAUCGCAUAGGUUUACCCCACACACGUGUAGACAAGGCUGUUCUUGA